AUGAACCGCGUACUGCAGCUACCACUGGGUCCUAGCGCCCCAUCUGUCGUUGAAAGCUACACUUUAGGUGAUAUACUCAUAUGUAAAGCCAAUCGUGGUAAGAAAUUAGAGGUCGAGUACCUUGUAAAGACGCUACAUGCUGAUGUUAACUACCGUAAUCAGCAUGGAUGCUCAGCCUUGCAUGGAGCUGCGGCAGCUGGACAAUUGGAUGUCAUGCAGUGGAUGGGCGAGCAUUGUAAUGUGGAUUGGACCGCUACGGACCAUGACGACCAGACAGCACUGCACUAUGCUGCAUUCUAUGGACAUUUAGAGGUGGUACAACUUCUCGUAGAUAAAGGGGUACCAUUGGAUGCUCCAGAUAAAUUUGGACGCUUGGCACAUUGCUCAGCGGCAAUCAAUGGACACUUGGAUGUCGUAACGUAUUUGCUGGAGGAAUGUUCUAGUCCCAUUGACAUUAAUGCCGUCGACGAGUAUGGUGGUUCAUGUCUGCAUUGGGCGGCGUCAAAAGGACGAAAAGAAGUCAUUCAAUAUCUCUGUAUGAAAGGCAUCGACAUUCACAUCACCAGCUAUGACAACAAGACGGCGUACCAGAUUGCCAAUGACAAGCACAAGCAAAAAUGUGUACAGUUUUUGAAAAGCUGGUACGAGACAUCGCAGAAAUUUGUUCAUGGGGCUGAAGAAGGAGACGAUGAAGAAAUUGCACGGAUAAUAGCUGAAAUUGACGGAGCAUAUCCUUUGCAAUUCAUGCGUGACAAGAACGGCAAAAACGCGAUGCAUUGGGCGGCAGAGUUUGGACACUUGUCGACUUUGAAGCUGUUGAGUGAGCAUUUUGCUGUUUGGACGGAUGUCGAUAAGUUUGGUCGCAACGCAGUGCAUAGUGCUGCUCUUGGUGGCAACAAGGAAUGUGCGUUUUGGCUUAUUCGUAAGUCUCGAGACUCGUCAGAGUUUCUUUCAUUGACACUGACGAACAAGAGUCCAUCACGCUGUGCAUUUGAGGCUGGCCAUAGCUCUCUUGCUAAUUAUCUACAAGCGUGGGAGGAAGGUAACGACGAUUAUUCCACAAACGACGAGAAAUCCACGUCAUUGCUUGAGUACGAUGGUGGCCGUCCUGCUGGCGAUGAAGAGGAAAAUGCUACUCCACGAAGCAGGAAUAUCGAGACCGUUUACAACUGGCUCAAGUUUUUCAAGAUGGAAGAAUACGCUCAGAAUUUUGAAAAAGAUGGAUUUGAUACACUGAGAGGUGUAGCUACAAUUGAUGAGGAUGACCUCAUUGAUAUGCGUGUGAAGAAAGGUCACCGGCGUGUGGUGCUUUCACAUAUUGAGGAGCUACGUAGCCAGUUGACAUUGUUGGACGAAAACACGCAGGGUGUUGGAAUGGAGCCUCUUUCAUCACCAACUUUAAGCAUGCUUCCGCCUAUUGCGAAAUCAGCUUCAAUAUCCAAUAUUGCUAGUGUGUCUGGGGCUUCAGCAGCAGGAGGUGAAGCGAUUCCUUCUCGAUCAGAGCGACGAGGAUCGAUUACAGCGCCUCCGUUGACAGCCGAUGUGUAG
Molecule: messenger RNA, 1548 nt
Organism: Peronospora belbahrii
Lineage: Eukaryota; Oomycota; Peronosporomycetes; Peronosporales; Peronosporaceae
Source: the annotation of a GenBank genome assembly